This is a messenger RNA of Astrephomene gubernaculifera, 1592 nucleotides long. The record is from the annotation of a GenBank genome assembly. Lineage: Eukaryota; Viridiplantae; Chlorophyta; Chlorophyceae; Chlamydomonadales; Astrephomenaceae.
ACGCCGUACACCCACCUCUCGAGGUACAGCACCAGGGACUGCCGUACAUACACACUGUACGACAUUGAUGCUGCCUGCCUUCUGGACUGGUCGGAUGCGGGGGCCUACUGCCAGCAGCAGGGAGGGGAGCUGGUGCCCUGGAGUGAUGCGGUGGGCAGAGACCAGCUGACCUCCCUCUGCGCCGUCAACCGCUACACCUGCUGGGCUGGCGGCCGCACGGGCGAGGGGCUGUGCAUGCUCAUGACGGCAGGCGGCUUCCUGGCGGCUCAGGGCUGCGAGCAGCGGAUGAGAUGGGUGUGUCGCAGCGCGGAGAGCCGCUGCCCACCUCCACCGUCGCCGCUUCCCCCGCCGCCGUCGCCCCCGCCACCGUCACCUUGGCCCCCGUCGCCCCUGCCGCCAUCGCCGCUACCUCCCUCGCCCCCGCCACCAUCACCCCUGCCACCGUCGCCCCCGCCACCGUCGCCCCCACCGCCGUCGCCCCCGCCUCCGUCACCCCCGCCUCCGUCACCCUUACCGCCGUCGCCCUUACCACCCUCCCCACCUCCGCCGUCUCCCCUUCCGCCAUCACCCAAGCCGCCGUCCCCGCUACCACCGUCGCCUUUGCCUCCGUCACCGCUACCACCGUCACCUUCGCCUCCGUCACCGCUACCACCGUCGCCUUUGCCUCCGUCACCGCUACCACCGUCGCCUUUGCCUCCGUCACCGCUACCACCGUCGCCUUUGCCUCCGUCACCGCUACCACCGUCGCCUUUGCCUCCGUCACCGCUACCACCGUCACCUUUGCCUCCGUCGCCGUCACCUCCCUCGCCUCCGUCUCCCGUGCCGCCGUCCCCCAGGCCGCCAUCGCCCCAGCCGCCAUCGCCUCCGUCACCCCAGCCGCCGUCACCACCACCUCCGUCACCGCUGCCACCAUCUCCCAGGCCGCCGUCACCGUCCCCGCCGCCGCCACCGUCGCCGUUACCACCGUCACCCCUCCCGCCGUCACCCCUACCUCCGUCGCCCCUGCCGCCUUCUCCACCACCGCCGUCACCCCCUCCACCAUCCCCAUCACCGCCGCCGCCGUCGCCGUCACCGCCUUCUCCUCCCCCUCCGUCACCUCAGCCUCCGUCACCGUUGCCACCGUCGCCGCCGUCACCCCUGCCGCCCUCUCCUGCUCCCCCGUCCCCUUCGCCUCCUGUGCCACCGUCGCCUGAACCCCCAUCACCGUCGCCUCCAUCCCCCCUGCCACCCUCGCCUGAUCCGCCGUCACCCGAGCCGCCGUCGCCGCCGCCGCCGUCGCCCGAGCCGCCGUCACCUGAACCGCCGUCGCCGCCGCCGCCCUCACCUGACCCGCCGUCGCCCGAUCCGCCGUCGCCCGAUCCGCCGUCGCCGCCGCCUCCGUCACCUGACCCACCGUCGCCCGAUCCGCCGUCUCCCGAGCCGCCGUCGCCCGAGCCACCGUCACCCGAGCCGCCGUCACCCGAGCCGCCGUCACCCGAGCCGCCGUCACCUCCCUCCCCUGAGCCCCCCUCUCCUCCUCCUCCCCGGUUGCGCCGGCCCCGCCCGCCUCCGCACCUGCCGCCCUCACCAACCCCACCCUCCCCACCCUCACC